Portunus trituberculatus (swimming crab) is the source of this 3611-nucleotide messenger RNA. It is a transcript of the gene Gmd, whose product is annotated as GDP-mannose 4,6 dehydratase-like. Gene Ontology annotation, biological process: GDP-mannose metabolic process. NCBI's taxonomy places the organism in Eukaryota, Metazoa, Arthropoda, Malacostraca, Decapoda, Portunidae. The transcript has 9 exons. Gene Ontology annotation, molecular function: GDP-mannose 4,6-dehydratase activity. Bases 1179 to 2258 code for a protein of 359 amino acids. The record is from RefSeq and is a predicted model, not a curated record.
CGUAAGAAUCUAUAUUUCUUUUUAUGCGAGCCUUGAAAGUAAUGUUUAUAAGGCCAUUAUCACUAUUACGUCCCAUAUAUCUCUCACGGACUCACGUCGACACCUGACAUUUUGUACUGUGAGGAGUACCCAUACACGCUAUAGGAAAUUAAUGCAUCACCGCUGCAUUCAUACAUGUUGUGACACCUGGCGAGAGAGAGAGAGAGAGAGAGAGAGAGAGAGAGAGAGAGAGAGAGAGAGAGAGAGAGGAAAUACUAAUCGUCAUAUCACGUCCACCAAAGCGCAAUAUGUGUAGAUAAUACAGUCGAAUGAGACCAUUUUCCUUUACGUACAUUUCAGUACUGCAUCUAGACAACUUGAAGCCAGAGGGUUCAGUGGAUUUCCAAGGAUUUCAUGGUUCUAGUGUUAUUUUGAGAAAAAAAAAAUCCGCAUCGACUGGAAGGAUUAUCAAGUUAUUUCAUGAUUCUAAAGGCAGUUCAACAAAAAUUCUACAUGGACACAUACUCAUGAAGGCUUGACGUAUCACAUCUGUAGUCUUUGUUAUAAGUUUUUACGAGUGAAGUUAACAUUUAAUUUCAUACAGCUACUGUGUAGUAUACUGCAUUUACAAUUUUACUUUCGACCUCAGACUUCAGGUACGGGAAGUGGGAGUGUUAAGGAAUUUACGAGUGUUUUCAUGAUUCUGCCGGUAAUUUGAUAAUGAUUGGAAAAAAUACUCAUGAAAACUUGACUAUAUUUCUCUAUACCUUUCGAAAUCAGUCACUGGGAGAUAAUAAACCAUUUCCAGGCUCGAGAAAAAUGUCUCAUUCCUGAGUUACAUGUCCCAUCCCGCAUAUUCCACCGGUCGGCAAUCUCUUGUAAACAAACAGACACGUCAACACGACCCUACCAGAUACAAGAUGCUAUUUUAACCCUCCUCAUUUCCAGUAAACCACACACCCUAUAUCUAUAAUAACUCUGUCAAUAAACCAUACACGUCUUAAAACUUAGAUACAGUAGGAAAUGUGCAAUUAGAAAGGAUAGAUUAACCAUGAAAAUAUGUUUGGCUGAAAUGGUACGCGGCAACUUGUUCAUUUUGCCAGCACGGCCAGCGGCUCAGCGCCACGGCUGACUGAGUCUUGACUCUUUGAGUAGGAAGUGUCACUGAAAGUUGUGUGCUAUUGUAUGCUGUGUGUGCCAUGGCUGAGGGUGAACAGGGCACGGAGGUGAAGAGGGCACUCCUCACAGGCAUCACUGGCCAGGAUGGUUCAUACCUGGCUGAGCUGCUGCUGGAGAAAGGCUACCAGGUACACGGCAUCAUCAGGCGCUCCUCCACCUUCAACACUGGAAGAAUCCGUCACCUCUAUGAGGAUCCCAAGAUCCAUAAGAAUGGGCGGAUGACACUCCACUAUGGUGAUUUGACUGACUCUGCUUGCCUGGUCAAGAUCAUCUCAAGAGUGCAACCUGAUGAGAUCUACAACCUCGGAGCACAGAGCCACGUCAAGGUCUCAUUUGACUUGGCUGAAUAUACCGGCAAUGUGGAUGCCAUGGGAACGCUGCGGCUCCUAGAUGCCAUCAGAACGUGUAACAUGGACAAGAAGGUCAAAUUCUAUCAAGCCUCCACCUCAGAAAUGUACGGCAAGGUUCAAGAAAUUCCACAGACAGAAACGACUCCAUUCUACCCAAGAUCUCCUUAUGGAGCCGCCAAACUGUACGCCUACUGGAUUGUUGUUAAUUUCCGUGAGUCAUAUGGAAUGUUUGCCUGCAACGGGAUUCUUUUUAACCAUGAGUCUCCGCGGCGAGGAGAAACCUUCGUCACCCGCAAGAUUACUCGCUCUGUGGCCAAGAUUCACCUAGGACAUCUGGAGAAAUUUGAACUCGGAAACCUCGACUCCAAGAGGGACUGGGGUCAUGCCAAGGAUUAUGUGAAGGGCAUGUGGAUGAUGAUGCAACAAGAGGAACCUGAGGACUUUGUUUUGGCUACUGGGGAAGCACAUUCAGUGAGAGAAUUUGUGGAAGCAUCUUUCAAGGAGAUUGGGAGGGAGAUCUACUGGGAGGGUACUGGUGAGGCUGAGGUGGGCAAGGAGAAGGGCAGUGACAUCAUCCGAGUCACCAUCAACCCCAAGUACUACCGUCCAGCAGAAGUGGACUUCCUGCAAGGGGACUCCACAAAGGCACGGCAGAAGCUGGGAUGGAAGCCAAGUUAUGACUUUCAGGCACUGGUGACAGAUAUGAUCCAGGCAGACAUUGAGCUCAUGAGGAAGGACCCCACAGCUUAAGUCACCUGUCACUCCCUCAGUCGAUCGGUUCUUGCCAUCGCAGAGAAACUUGAGCGACUCAUGUGUGUCUUAUUGAUAAUUUGUUGAUUUAUUUUCUUACUUGUGAUAUUAAAUUUUAAAUGAGUCAGUGAGUGAGUAGGAAUGUACUGUAUGAUGAAUAGGUUGUAAUGGACUGUGGUAGGCCUAACUGUUAACAGAACUGUCUGAAAGUAAUAAAUGGGUUGUAGUGUUAAUAUGAGAGGGUUGUUGAAGUAUUGUUGAGCACAUGAAAGUGAAAGGAGGAACCCAUGUCAGCCCUUCCAACAGGAAAGCUGUUGCACUGGCUGGCUGAGGCAAGACUCCAUGAACUAUCAGUCACAGAAUCACUCUAGUGUUGUGAACCUUUGCAGUAUUCUCUGACACUUCCUUGUACAGACCACUGGUCAACAUGAAUGCCAUGCAGAAUUUAUAAUGUGCAAUAUAAAAUUCCUAAGGGACACUUGUGGAAGGUGAAUGGCAUCUUAGCUCAGUGUCCAAAAGAUCAGUGCCAACAUGUAUGACCAUAGUGUCAGACAGUGAAGGGUAGCAGUCAAUUUUCAAUGAAGCCAAAGGCUUGCAUUUGUAUUUUUUAAGCAUUUUAUAUUCCUACAUCUCAUACAAUGAGACAAGGCUUGUCUGGGAAAACCAAGUGAAAUCUUGGCCUGGUAUGCAGGUAGAUAGAUAGUGAUGCUUUAUCUCCAUGACAUGACAUGACAUGUGUUGUGGUUGCUGGACUCAUUGCUGACAAGGACCUUCAAGAAGGAUGUCAGUGUCACACCCAUGGUGCUCUUUUCUUAAGGAAAUGGUUCAGAAUAGUGUCAAUUCUUUCUUUGUAAUCUCAAUAAUGACACUUGGUAUGGACUUGACAGUCACAGUCAAAAGUAGUAUUCAUAUAAUAUGGUAUGGAUUUACAUGAUCUGCAUCAGAAUUCUUGUAUGUAAAAAGAAUUUCACUGGAUUAUACCUGGAAUGAUUUGAUUGCUUUGUAUUGAUGGCUGUCAUUUCCAUGGUGGUGAUUACUAUGUCCUUAAUCUUAAGUCCUAUGUCAGAAGACCAGAGGAUUGAGACUGAGGGCAGUGAGUGUGAUAAGUUACUUGACUUCUGACCAGCUUUGCUUUCCUUGAGGCAGCUCCUUAGCAUCUCCUUAGUCAGUGUCCAGCAUCUCACACUGCCAUGAAUGAAUGUUUCCCAUGUUACUUGAGUGGCAGAUGUGCUGUGUGAGUGGAAACAUUGAGUGCAUCACAUUACUGUCAUGAUAGAUAAGAUUUCAUGCACCUCAUAACCAUUCCAAACUGGGCAUUUUGACAUUGUUACUACAUUAAAUUGAUAGUUUACA